Messenger RNA from Aspergillus costaricaensis CBS 115574, 1129 nucleotides. RefSeq names its product putative MYB family conidiophore development protein FlbD (gene flbD). The coding region runs from base 118 to 1047 and encodes 309 amino acids. Gene Ontology annotation, biological process: positive regulation of transcription by RNA polymerase II; mitotic cell cycle. NCBI's taxonomy places the organism in Eukaryota, Fungi, Ascomycota, Eurotiomycetes, Eurotiales, Aspergillaceae. Gene Ontology annotation, molecular function: DNA-binding transcription factor activity, RNA polymerase II-specific; RNA polymerase II cis-regulatory region sequence-specific DNA binding. The record is from RefSeq and is a predicted model, not a curated record. Gene Ontology annotation, cellular component: nucleus. The transcript has 2 exons.
GUCUAGUCCGCUCCGGGUACACUAAACCUCCCACACAGCCAACCCCACGAUUUACAACUACCCAAAUUCUUUCCAUCAACCUCACUCGGAUUAAUUCUUCCUUGUCAACUACUUGCAAUGGCUCCCACUCAUCGUCGUGGACCCUGGGUUCCCGAAGAGGACCAGUUGCUCCUUCAGUUGGUUCGCGAACAAGGCCCCAACAACUGGGUCCGCAUCUCUCAGCACAUGCACUACCGCUCGCCCAAGCAAUGCCGGGAGCGCUUCCACCAGAACCUCAAGCCCUCUUUGAACCGUGAGCCCAUCUCAGCUGAGGAGGGCUUGAUGAUCGAGCGGAUGGUCAACGAAAUGGGCAAGCGCUGGGCCGAGAUUGCACGACGCCUUGGAAACCGCAGCGACAAUGCAGUUAAGAACUGGUGGAACGGCAGCAUGAACCGCAAGAGAAGAGGCCUCCCUACCUCCAGCUCACCUCACGCCGGACGCACGAUGCACGGACGGGUCGAGGCCCCAUAUGCGCGGGCCUCUCUGGGCUUGAGCAGCCCCAUCAGCCGUUCUCGCUACUCUUCCAUCUCCCACGACCGACCUCUGACUUCCUGGACCAAGUCUCCUUCAUCUCGGAGGGAUUCCUUCUCCGCCUCUUCCAUCGACUGCCCCCGCCAGUUGACCCCGAUCUACACACUUCCUGCUCUUAACCGUCCUGUCGAAACUCCUCUCACCUCGCCUGCCUUCUCGGAAGCUUCUUCCAUGGAGCCUCCCUCCAUGAUCUCGGACCACAACUCCGUCUCUUCCUCCUCUCCCAGGACCAUCGCCUCGCCACAGCUUCUUCCCCUUCCGGUGGACAUGAGACAGCAAUACGGCGACUUCCGCAGGCAGAGCACUUCGGAUGAGAUCUAUGCCUACCACGAUCUCUCGUUGAAGCAACGGUGGAUCUCCGAUCACCAGCAAUGGAACCAGCACUCUCCGCUAUCUCCCACAUGGUCUGCUCCGAUCGAAGACAAGACAGAAGCCCCGCGCGACUCGCGGAUGGGUCUUCAGAACUUACUCAACUAAAUGACGAUAGCGACCAUUGCUGGAUAUGAUCAACGAACUUUUCUUCUGUCAUCGAUUCUCUAUGGGAAAUUUUAUGUACAUG